AUGCCUGCUCUUCCAUUCAACUCGUCCGCUUCUUCGUCACCCUCAUCUUCACCUACUUUGUCGCCUACCAUGACGCCUUCAAUAGUUCUCCAUCCCGCAUCGGCAGGUGUUUCAUCACAAAAGAAGGAGCUUCUUAAGCCAAAGGAAGACCCUGCGCAGGCGUAUCGCAUUCGUUAUGCGCAGUACCUCGCAGCCACCUUUGGCUUCUCGAUGCAGGCCGCGCUCGCCGAGGCGGAUAGCCAGCUUGCGCCGCGCCGUUCGUCGAGUUCGAGUAUGUCGGAAGCUGAAUCGUUACGCGCGAUCUGA
Alternaria arborescens is the source of this 306-nucleotide messenger RNA. RefSeq lists its product as hypothetical. The transcript has 2 exons. Lineage: Eukaryota; Fungi; Ascomycota; Dothideomycetes; Pleosporales; Pleosporaceae. The record is from RefSeq and is a predicted model, not a curated record. Bases 1 to 306 code for a protein of 101 amino acids.